AUGGAGCCCAGCACCCCGGAGCCUCGCCAGGAGCCGCGGGGCCAAGAAGGGGGAGGCCAGCCCCCAGCAGCCAGGCUGGAGGAGGAGGGGGAGGAACCACUGCAGAGCUCAGCCCCCCACACUCAGGACGUGUCCCUCCUGCACGCUGUCUCCGGGGAGAAGCCACCAUCGGACAUCCCUGGAGAAGCAGGUGGGGCUGAUGCUGGGAGAGAGUGCCAGCCCCUGGGCCCGGGGACUCCCCACAGAGGCAGGACUCUGGCUCCACUAAGACCCCAGCCUCAGGGGCCAGGGUGUCCCCUCCCAGUGAGAGAGGGGAAGGCAGGGAGGAGGCCCUCCUCUCCAGCCCCAGGUAAGCAGAAAAAGCCCAACACUGGGGGUCUGGCCUCCACGUCGUCUCCCAGUGUCACUAACUCAGCACGGGCCACGUACAACCCCGUGCCUUGUGGGUCCGGCCGGGGGUCCUGCCACCUGGCCAACCUCCUCAGCACGUUAGCCCAGAACAACCAAAUAGCAGACCCAAAGAAGAAGUCUCCAGAAGUGACCUGCCAAGGCCGGAAAAAGACUCGAACCCUCUACCGCUCAGACCAGCUGGAGGAGCUGGAAAGGCUCUUCCAAGAAGACCACUAUCCGGACAGCGAUAAGCGGCGGGAGAUCGCCCAGACAGUGGGGGUCACGCCCCAGCGCAUCAUGGUGUGGUUCCAGAACCGCAGGGCAAAGUGGCGGAAAGUGGAGAAGAUGAACGAGGAGACCAAGGACACCCCUGCAGGCCCUGCCCCCACCCCUGCCAGCCACCAGUGUGGUUCUGCAGCUGAGCUGGCCCCUGCUGUGCGCGCGGACCCGGAGCCUGGAACCUUCCCUCAGGAGCCCCCUCUGGAUCCCCUUCCAGAGCCCCCCACAGUGCUGACAUCUGACCAGACGCGGACCCCAGCCCAACAGAGUGAGGGUGCUCAGAGGGUGGCGGUGACCCCACCACUCUUCAGCCCCCCACCUGUCCGAAGGGCCAACCUUCCUUUUCCCCUUGGCCCCGUCCAAACCCCUGAGCUGAUGCCUCUGCUGCUGGACACUCCAGGCAGUGACGGCAGCCACAAGGAUGGCCCCUGUGGGUUGUGGGGGACAAGCAUCACACCACCCCCAGCCUGCUCAUUCUUGGAGGAGCUGGAACCCCAGGAUUACCAGCAAAGCAACCAGCCGGGACCGUUCCCGUUCUCCCAGGCCCUACCGCCCCCGCUUUUCCAGCAGCCCCAGCCCCAGUUUCCGUACCUGCCUCCCUUCCCCUUCCACACGCCCAGCUCACUGGCGCCUCCGCUGCCAGAAGACUCUCUCUUUGCGUGGUCCUAUGGCCCCAUCGGGGGCCCAUGCCAGGGCGGCUUCCAGGGCCCUCCGUCCGGGCAGACGCUGCCGCAGCCACCCGCUGGGAGCAUGGGUGCAGUCCCCUGGAAUGACCCCUGCCUGCCAGACCUGCCCUUCCUGGGUCCCUUCUGCCCGCAAGCUCUGGGUGCCCACCUGGCAGGUGAUGGCUACUUCCCGGAUCUGUUGGCGGCCCCCUAUGGCCCGGCUUUGGGCUGCCAGCCUUCCCCCGGCCUCGCCCGGGUGCCUGAAGGGGCCAGGCCGGGGCCCGGGCCCCCACUCAGCAAGGGCCGGGAGGGGCUGCCGGCCGCCUCUGUGGAGCUGCCCUCAGCCCCUGAGGAGGGCCAGGAGGAUGACGAGGACAGCCCCAGCCCCUAGCCGUGGGCCCAGGAGGGAGAGGCCACCCUGCCGGAGGGGCUGGGGCACCACCGACGCCAAGGAGACGGCGGCUAAGUGUCAGGAAAGACU
Camelus dromedarius (Arabian camel) is the source of this 1815-nucleotide messenger RNA. RefSeq names its product NOBOX oogenesis homeobox (gene NOBOX). The transcript is spliced from 8 exons. Lineage: Eukaryota; Metazoa; Chordata; Mammalia; Artiodactyla; Camelidae. Gene Ontology annotation, biological process: regulation of transcription by RNA polymerase II. The record is from RefSeq and is a predicted model, not a curated record. Gene Ontology annotation, molecular function: RNA polymerase II cis-regulatory region sequence-specific DNA binding; DNA-binding transcription factor activity, RNA polymerase II-specific. The coding region runs from base 1 to 1725 and encodes 574 amino acids.